GGCUCCGGCUCCGGCUCCGCUCGGUGCGCGGCUCCGGGGGUCCCGGCCCAUGGCGGGGCGCUGAGCCCCCCGACCCCCACCAUGCUCUGGGGGGGCCUCCUCCUGCUCUGCCUGCUCCGCGGGGCGCUGGGCGCAGGACGCCCCCCCGGGAGCGAGGGACGGAGAGCUCCGGACGCGGCCGAGGGGACCCGCAUCAGCCAGGACCUGGGGGGCGGCAGCCUGGCCAUCGACACCCUGCCGGCCAGCGAGACCCGCGUCGUGGAGGACAACCACAGCUACUACGUGUCGCGGACCUACGGCCCGGGGGACGCGCGGCGCGGGGCGCUCUGGGUGGACAUGGCAGCGGCCAACGGGAGCCACGUGAAGGUCCACGGGAUCCUCUCCAACACGCACCGGCAGGCCUCGAGGAUUGUCCUGUCCUUUGACUUCCCCUUCUACGGCCACCUCCUGCGGCAGGUCACCAUCGCCACCGGCGGUUUUAUCUUCACGGGGGACGUCAUCCACCGCAUGCUGACGGCCACGCAGUACAUCGCCCCCCUCAUGGCCAACUUCAACCCCAGCUACUCUCAGAACUCCACCGUGCAGUACCUGGACAACGGGACGGUGUUUGUGGUGCAGUGGGACAAGGUUUAUCUGCAGGGCAAGGAGGACAUGGGCAGCUUCACCUUCCAGGCCGCCCUGCACAGCAGCGGGAGGAUCGUCUUCGGCUACAAGGAGAUCCCGGUGCCCGUCCUGCAGAUCAGUGCCAGCCAGCACCCCGUGAAGGCCGGGCUCUCCGACGCCUUCAUGGUCCUCAACCCUUCUCCCGACGUGCCUGAGUCGCGGCGCCGGACGAUCUACGAGUACCACCGCGUGGAGCUGGACACCAGCAGGAUCAGCAGCCUGUCGGCCGUGGAGUUCACCCCGCUGCCCACCUGCCUGCAGCACCGGAGCUGCGAAACGUGCGUGGGCUCGGAGCUGACCUUCAACUGCAGCUGGUGCCACGUCCUGCAGAGGUGCUCCAGCGGCUUCGAUCGGUACCGGGAGGAGUGGCUGAGCUACGGCUGCGGCCAGUCGGAUGAAAGCACCUGUGAGGAUUUGGCGGAGGGCGGUCACUACUCGGCGUCCCCGGGCAGCUCCGUGUCACCGCAGCCCGGCCGUGUCACCUCCCCCACGGCCUCGCUCUUCCUCGACAGCCUCACCACCGAAGAUGACACCAAACUCAACCGGCUGGCAGGAGGAGAGGGGAGCGGCCGCCCCUCGCGCGGCGCCGGCGCCGCCGUCCCCACGGGCGCCGUGGUGGCCGCCGUGGUGGCCGUGCUGGUGCUGGCCGGGAUCCUCCUGGCCGGGAUCUACGUCCGCGGCCGCCCCACGUCCGGCGCCGCGCUCUUCUUCAUCGAGCGGAGGCCGCACCGCUGGCCCGCCAUGAAAUUCCGGAACCACGGCAACCACGCCUCGUACGCCGAGGUGGAGGCGGCCAGCCAGGAAAAGGAGGGAUUUGUGGAGGCCGAGCAGUGCUGAGCGCUUCUCCCGAGGAAUCCGUCCCGAGGAAUCCGUCCCGAGGAAUCCUGAGGAAUCCCAAGGAAUCUAUGCUGAGGAAUCCCAAAGAAUCCUGAGGAAUCGUGAGGAAACCUGAAGAAUCCAUCCCGAGGAGUCAAUCCCAAGGAAAUCAUCCUGACGAAUCCCGAGGAAUCCAUCCUGAGGAAUCCUGAGGAAUCCCGAGGAAUCUAUGCCAAGGAAUCCAUCGUGAGGAAUCCCAAGGAAUCCUGAGAAAUCCAUCCCAAGGAAACCAUCCUGACGAAUCCUGAGGAAUCUAUGCCGAGGAAUCCAUCCCGAGGAAUCCUGAGGAAUCCAUCCUGAGGAAUCCAUCCUGACGAAUCCUGAGGAAUCCAUCCUGAGGAAUCCAUCCUGAGGAAUACAUCCUGAAGAAUCCUGAAGAAUCCUGAGGAAUCAAUCCCAAGAAAUCCCAAGAAAUCCCAAUGAAUCCAUCCCAAGGAAUCCCAAGGAAUCUGUCCUGAGGAAUCCUGAGGAAUUUUGAGGAAUCCCAAGGAAUCCAUCCUGAGGAAUCCCAAGGAAUCCCAAGGAAUCCCAAGGAAUCCCGAGCCUCCCGUGCCCCAAAGCGCCGGAAUUUUCCGUUGCCCCAUUGCCGAGUCUGUCCCUUCCACCCCCUGCUGCAGGGAAGGGGAAUUUGGUUAAUUUUGAGGACAAAGCCUUUAUUUUGAGGAUUCACCUCCAGGAUGCGUGUGGCCCCACGGCUUUGCUGCACUUCUUGGGCACUUAAUUAAUUUGCUAAAUUGCUAAUUGUGACCCUCGGCCCUGGAGGAGACAGAGAAGGGGGGGAAAUAAAUCUGAGAUUCCGCCAAAAUUCAUCCUCUGGUGGCCACGGAUGCAGCGGGAACAGAGAGGGAUUUGGGGACAAAACUCUGGGCUAAAUCCAGGAUUCAGAUCCGUGAGGAGCGCCUGGACAUCGCAGGGAACCUCAAAAGCACCCCCUUAACGUCAUCAGUUUUAGGUUUUUUUCUGAUUUUGCUCCCGUUUCCCCCUGUCUGGGAUGACCCCCUGCCUUUGGAUGGAUUUUGGGAUCCCCCGACCCCAAGGGAGGCUUUGAGUCGGGACCUCUCAGCGUUUUCUCCUCCUCCUGUGCCACCAAAACUCAGGGUUCAGCUGCAAAAUAAUCCCCAAAAUCGGGCCCUAAACUGAGGGGAGAAAAAAGCCAAAGCCAGAAUCCCAAAUCCAGGUAAAUUUUCAUUCCCCCACCACAAAUGCUGCUGGAUUAUGGAGUUUUCCCCCCUCUUUAUUUUUAAUUUUCUCCUGCUCCUCAGUUCUUUGUCCUGAUAAUCAAAUUUGGGGCGUAUUUUAUCCCCUGGCUGGCUCAGCUGUCACUGCUGCUGAUUAGUGCCAAAGGCAGGGUCUGACUAAUUAAUAUUUUCCUCCUCAUCUCCUGAAUUUAUGGAACAAUUACAGAGAACUAGGGAUGUUUGGUGGCACUCAGACCCCAAAUUCGAGGUUUUUUUUUGCUGCAUUUUAUGCUGCAAAAGCACCAAAAUGCUCCAGCUGCGUCGUGGUCGUGCCCCAGAUUUGGAAGUUUUAUUCCCAAAUCGAGAAUUUCCCGAGAAAUUGGUUCUUUCCCCCAAAGUGGGGAGAAAAAGGGAGAAUUUAUCACCCAGUUUUUACCCCAAAUCUGAUCUCCUUUGUAAUGGUGAUGAGUUAAUGAGGGUUUUCCUCUGGAUUUCACUUUUUUUCCAAUGGUUAAAUCUUGAAUUAUGAAUUCCAAUCGUUCUAGGGCUGGUUUUUCCUGGUUUUCUGCACAUGGGAACAGCAAGGUUUUGGGUCCUUCUCUUCCCCCGCAGCCCCUGGAACUGCUGGGAGCCAUCCAAGAGUUCUGAAAUGCCAGGGAUUUAAAAGAAAACCACAUUUUAAAGAGCAGGAAUUGUACCAGUCCCUGGGGUUUGUGCUGCAGCUGGGAUUUUGGGAGAAAAUCCGGUUUUAGGGAAGGAUUCAGGUGAGGAAUCCUUCAAAUAUAAAAAAAAAAAAUCACUUCAAGGUCAUUCAUAACAUGAGAACUCUGGGCAUAAUUUCACAUCCAGGCUUCCUUUUAUCUGUUUGUUCCCAUUAGAAAAAUAAAUAAUAAAUAAAAUUGUUUUCCCAUUUUCCCAACACUCACGGCUCAGAAACGGCUGGAUUGGGAUCUGAAAAACUCCUGAAAUUCAGGGGGAUGCCAAAUUUGGAGUGCCUGGGGUAUAAAAAGCUCUUUAUUUUAAAUUAUUUUUAAUUUUUCCUUUUAAGGGAAGAACCAAACCCAGCCAGGAUCUGCACCAGGGGUUUGUGGUGCCUUCCUCAGGUUUGGGGUCUGGGCAUUCCCAGCUCCAGUUUUCCACUGGGGGCGGGAAUUUCACCCCUGGGCAGCUCCCACAGGGACAAUAUUCCCAAAUAUUCCGUGUGGUGGAAGAGGAGCUGGAAAUCUGGGAAAAUCCAGCUUAGGAAAAAAAAAAAAAAAAAAGGGAGAGAAAUGGCUUUUUCACCACCAAAUCCUGUCCAAAAAAGCAGAUUUUGGGUGCUCCACAUCCAUCCUGUGGGCAUCAAUCCUCCUUUUCCUGCCUGAUGAAUUCUGAGGUGCUGGAAAAUCUCAGUAUUGAAACAGGAAUGUGACAAUGAUGACCCAAAAUUUAGUUUAAUUUCGCUUCUGCAGCCACAUCCUGACCUUUUCCUCUGUGUCCCUCUGGAUUUUGGGCUCCUUUCGGUGUCCCUGCGUGUCCUGACCUGGCUGAGGGGCUGUGCCCCUCAAAAAAAAGGGGAAAAACCCCAAAUUCUGCUCCAAAUCCUCCAAUUCCAUCCCCUCUCUGUUCCCCUCUGAGCUGGGAAAAACCAGGAAAACACAACCCAAAUAUUUUGGGGCAAAAAUCUCCUUUUCUUUUUUUUUUUUUUUGGUAUUAAAAAGAAUUCUCUCCAUAACUAAAGGCUUCUUUUCCACACACACUUUGAUUUCCAGCAGAGUCUGGAGAUUUAUCCAGAUUUUCCUGCCUUUUUUUUGUGGAUUUUCUGCACGGGAUAAAGUUUGGAUAUGGAAUAAAAACCUUUUCCUUUUUCCAAAUCAA
This is a messenger RNA of Vidua chalybeata, 4574 nucleotides long. RefSeq names its product plexin domain containing 1 (gene PLXDC1). The transcript has 14 exons. The record is from RefSeq and is a predicted model, not a curated record. The coding region runs from base 82 to 1500 and encodes 472 amino acids. NCBI's taxonomy places the organism in Eukaryota, Metazoa, Chordata, Aves, Passeriformes, Viduidae.